Messenger RNA from Pomacea canaliculata, 5028 nucleotides. Its product is annotated as metalloprotease TIKI1-like. The record is from RefSeq and is a predicted model, not a curated record. Gene Ontology annotation, molecular function: metalloendopeptidase activity. NCBI's taxonomy places the organism in Eukaryota, Metazoa, Mollusca, Gastropoda, Architaenioglossa, Ampullariidae. Gene Ontology annotation, cellular component: membrane. Gene Ontology annotation, biological process: negative regulation of Wnt signaling pathway.
AUAUCAAAGAAGGGAGGAAGGGAGAAGAAAAAAAAAAGAAGAUAUUUUUGUUCCUUUGCAGCGGUGGUCAACAGUCGAGGCUUGGCGUUGCUGGCUGUGAAUGAAAUACUUGGUCGGAGCGAGUCGCGGCGUCGCGGCGUUGCUGUCUAACCACUCUCAGUCAUUUUCAUUGGCUGAUGACGUCAAGUGUGGGCUCCGUACGGCGCUGCCAUUGGUCAGUGACAAUCCAUGCGGAGAAGUACCGCGCGGAUCUCGGUACCGCCGCGCGAGGGGAUCCCGCGGUGCCUUGGUGAAUGAACCCCCGUCGUGACUACCUUCAUCCUGUCACAGACCUCAGCUCUCGCCACACAGGUCAACAGAAAGAGUUCAUGUCAGCUGAUUAAUCCCUCGUUAAUUGUUCAGAGGAGACUGUACCACGUGUGAACAGGGUUCAGACAGAAAAAGAUUUACAGAGACGACAUUUUUUUUUUCAAAAGUUCAAGAAAAAUAAAAGAGGUCGGCUUGUGGAAGGACAGGACAACAGAAACUCGACUCCCAUCGUGACAGGAUGGAGUGAUGGAUGGACUUGUAACAGUCUGGUUUUGUUCACAUCUCUUGUUUGUCCACUCUGAAGCUCCACCCUCCGUGGGAGGGAGGGAAAGGAGGAUGGAAUGUACCAAGACCGACAACUUUUACCUGAACACCACUUCGGAACUGAAGUUAUGGCUCUUCGUACCUGGCGUGUAGUGGAGACUGUGCGUGUGGCAGCCAGGUGCUUGGAAAGAAGAAGGAGGGCGGGGUGGUUACGUGUGAUAAGUAAUUACUUACCUGGUCGCCCAGGUGAAAACGUUGAAGCUGCGUGCGUGUUUGUGUGCGUGCGUGCGUGGACUAGCAACCUUGCGGCAAACGAUUAACUGCGUGGUGACUGCAAUCGUCGGAUGUUCGCAGGCGGCAAAUAUGAAAGCAAUGCGACCUGGGAGUGACGCAAGACUACCUUCGUUUCAUCCUGAUAACAGGACGGCGAUAAGACCUCCAGCUUAUCUUCUAAUUGGCUUUGCCUUCCUGUGCGGAACUAUGUGAUCCGCACACAAACAGAUUGGCUGGGAUUACGGAGGGACCCACUCCAGGACAGACAAACAGCGGCGAAUAGCCUCCACCCGGGUUGGCUCCUGCCCCGGAGGGUCUCCCAGUGCGCUUGUUGCGGAAGUGAGAGUGAACUACGGCGAGGGGUGAAUGGGAUCCACGUGAUCUCACCCUUUGAAGGUAGGGGGAAAGGGUUGUUUUCAAUGAACUGUGCAUCGCUUCAUCUUUGGGUGGAGGGGGACUGUUAUGUGAGGCUACGGAAGUUGUGAAUACGAGAGUUGGCGAGGGAAAAACUCGGGGAUGAAAUGCAGUUACCGACAGAUGUCCGUGAUGCAGGACUCGCGCCGUGAGCAUGUGUUGAAUGGUCUGAAGAGGUCAGUGACUUGGGAUUGUAACAUCUGUAACAUCUGUAACAACUGUAACAACUGUAACGGACGACAGACUGGUCCUGCAGAGUGAAUAAAGUUUGUGUCUUCCGCUGGAACCUCGGAGCUUGUGGUCACUGACUUCAUUCAAACCAUUUUGUUUUCGAACACCUUGGUGAGGGACAGGGAGGAGAUUGUUUGGUUGCCUGACGGAGUGUGUGGGUGGGGUGCUCGAGGAGGGGAGGGGAAGGUUCAUGGGGUGUGUCCACUCACCAUGUCGCAAGUGUGUCGCGUGGCAUGCACCACCCUGCUGGCGCUGACUGUCGUGCACGUGCAAGUGAGUUGCGGACACAAGGAGCGGACAACCACCGCAGGUCCCGUGAUGGACAACACACAGGAGCCGUGUGACGUGCCACCUGACCCAGCCAAACUGAAUUCUUUCCUGUGGACCAUCAAGCGCAACCCGCCAUCUUACCUCUUCGGCACGAUCCACGUGCCCUACACGCAGGUGUGGGACUUCAUCCCCAACAACACCAAGUCGGCCUUCGAGCAAACAGACUACGUGUUCUUCGAGCUGGACCUCACCGACCCCUACACCCUGUCGGCACUGGCCAGCUGCCAGCUGCUGCCGCAGGGCGAAAACCUGGCCAACGUGCUGCCCGAGGGCCUGUACACGCGCCUGAAGCGCCACCUGGAGUACGUGCGGGACAUGAUGCCCGGAUGGAUGACCCGCGACCAGCGCGACAAGGGGCUGUACGCCGACUACCUCUUCAACGCCAUUGCCGGCAACUGGGAGCGGAAGCGGCCGGUGUGGGUCAUGCUGAUGGUCAACACCCUGACGGAGGGCGAUGUUCGGUCCCGCGGCAUCCCGGUCCUGGACCUUCACCUGGCGCAGGAGGCUGAGCGCCUCGGCAAGCUGACGGGGGCCGUGGAGCGCGUGGAGGAGCAGUGUCUGCCGCUUAACGACCUCAACUUCUCGCAGGUGGUGUUCGCACUGAACCAGACGUUGGUGCAGCACGAGGUGCGGCGAGACAGUAGAAGGGAUCAAACCUCCUUCACCACCGCCGACCUCAUUCGUCACUACAACUGCGGCGACCUCAACGCCGUCAUGCUGACCAGCAACACCAGGCAGGUGCCGUACCUGGUCAACACCAGCAUGGACCCGGACGAGGUGGUCACUGCUCGUCGCAUCGAUGACUACUUCCAGCAAGAACUCAUCGACAAGCGCAACGAGCGAAUGGCAGUGCGAGUCAACGCCUUGCUGAAAAAAUUCCCUGACAAAAGUUUCUUCUUUGCAUUCGGGGCAGGACAUUUUCUUGGAGAGAACACGGUAGUGGAUCGUUUGCAGCGACUGGGUGUGGAAGCUAGAACACACGGGUCCGAUGGAAGUCAUCCAACAAAUACAUAGAGAGGCCGAUGGCAAGUUGCCCAGACGGCGGAGGCCCGCCAGUGCUACACUGACCUCCGACUUUCCCCUGCCAUCGGACGUCAUCUACGGGGACAUCGAAUAUCUCUUUAAGAAAAAGAUUCGCCACGAAAAACGCAGAGGGCGACACAGGCAGAAAGACCAUCUGUUUCGUGCACGCAAACGCCAUCGUCGGCUGGAGGCUUUGUGGAGCAGUCUAGAGGGAGACGAAGAUAACGAUAAAAAAGACCGGUCCAGAAAGCGGAAAGGGAAAAACAGCCGGCGCCAGAAAACAUUCAACGACCUGUGGGUUAGGAUGGAUUCCUCCAGACCUCGGUUCCUGCAUCAGAAGCUCGAAGGCCACGGCAAUCAGCCAUCGACGAUAAACAGUUCGUCCAGCCAACGACCAGUUCGGGUGGUUGACGGGGGCAAGUCCUCGGAUCGUCCAAAUAACAAACGCCACUCUAGCGCCGCCGCCACCCCGGGUACCCACAAGGACAGUAUCUCGACGUCUGGCGUCGUCAUGUGUGUUGCCAUCGUGUCUUCCGUAUUGUCUUACAUCGGACAUUCCUGAGGAUGGCGGCUGCGUUGGCGGAGAGAUACAGGGAGGGGCGUGGGGUGGUCUGUGCCACUGAAGACGACGCUGGAUGUUGUCGGUUCACUCAGGUGAUGCUGUUCUGGCUUGUGUCGGACUCAUGUCGGAGUCCUGUAGAUGAAAUUUUGUUGUUGAGUAUAAACUGAUGGGGAUGCACGUCCCAAGUUGUCGAGGCUACAACGAUAGAUGCGUUGUAGAUGAUUGCGAAGCCACGAGAUAUACACAUGUCCGGAAAGAGAUCCAGUAUGAACUUGAAGACAAAAAUCACGUGUUCCAAAUUCGAAACUGGUUUCAUGAUUCCUAAAGUCUUUGAGACUUGCAGACGAAGAUGGUGCAAGUUAUGAGUUGUUAAGUUAUUAAUGUGAACUGUACGGAUGUUAGAGAUCUCAACGAUCUCUAAAAGUUAACGAGACAUCAAAACUUAAAAAAAAGAAACUCAUUACCUCAUUUUUGUACAGUGUGUAGACGAUGUAGCCUAGCCUAUAGACAGUCUUUCUAGCCAAGUAUAGACAGUCUUCCUAGCCAAGUGCGGACUUGCAGAUGGAGGAUCUGGGCAAUUUGUGUUCCUAGGACACUGUAUCUGUCUGUCUGCGCCUCUCUCUCUCUCUCCCUUUCCAAUUCCAAAUUCAGUCUCCAGAAGCCAACAGAAAAAAAAAAACCGGCGGUAGUUCAUGUGAUCAUCGAGUGAUCAGCGCUGCAGCCGAGAAGAACUUUCUGGAACAGUGAUGCAGGCCAGCGCAUGCGCUUCGCUUCAUACUCCUAGAAGCCUGAGCGUGUAUUUUUUCCAACGCAAAAAAUAACUUCUGCUUCUCGUCCCAGUCUUGACAUGGUGAAUCAGCAGCUUGAGAAGUUUUAGCCGACAAAUUGUUGGUGGUACAAAAUCGAAAGAUCUUUUAGUUUGAACCAUCCUACUAAGAGACUUGAAGAGCAAGAAACCCGCAGAACAGGGAAACAAAACUACGCUUAGCACACUUCUAGUGAGGAAAAUUACAGAACUUGCCUCUGAAGAGACCUUUACGAAAAAGACAAUUAUCCUGAAAGCAAGUCUCAGUUUCCAAAGUCCAUAUUUCUGUGGAAACAUUAUGUCUCAGAAAGCUUUAUGGUCGCGAGACGGAACUCUUUCAUUUUGCAGGCGCCGUUUGCUUUCAGUAGCCGCUGGUAUUAUGUUGCUACUUGAGUGCGAAUCGUGGAAUUUCCUCUUCAGAUUCUUGUUCUUUUGUACUUGUCCUUCUCCAAAUUUUCAACCUGAUUGUUGGAAUAAUCUCUCAUAUAAUAGCGUUUUUUUUAAAAUAGAAGAUCUUCUGUCACUGGCGUUUGUUUUUUUUUUUUUUUGUUUUUUUUUUGUUUUUUAAUCCACUACCUUCUCACCUUUUCCCCAAAAUACUUGUCACACACACAUUCAUACAGUCCUUCACUUUUGUCAACAAAUUAAAAGCUCGGUGAUCUGUCACUCAGCACGUGAAAACCAAGACCCAGACUUUCAUAGCUUCAGCCAAUGACGUUAGCUCGUUGCAUGCAAACCUAAAUGUACCUCGGCCAAUCAAACGAUGUUUUUAAUGCGAUAAUUGUUUGAUUAAAGCAAGAAAUUUAGUGGCAGAAAA